Molecule: messenger RNA, 2401 nt
Organism: Podarcis lilfordi (Lilford's wall lizard)
Lineage: Eukaryota; Metazoa; Chordata; Lepidosauria; Squamata; Lacertidae
Source: the annotation of a GenBank genome assembly
AUGGUCUCCCUCCUCUGCUGCGGGCCGAAGAUGGCCGCCUGCGGGAUCGUGCUCAGCGCCUGGGGAGUCAUCAUGCUGGUGAGGAGCGAAGCGUGUGUGUGCGAACGCCCAGAUGCGUGUCGGGGCGGGGGGCGGGGGCUGACAGCCCUUGGUCUUCUUCUCCCCCCCCAUUAACCCAUCCGAGUUUGGCCCCCGCCCCUUGAUCCGGGGCUGCUGCACCCGGAGCGGCUGAUUCAGACGUGCAGCAGGAGCAGCAGCCGGAACUGCAAGGACCCUUUUUUGCGGGGAGGGUGCAGUGAAGGGAAGAUGGAUUUUGGGGACAUGGGGGGCAAAUCUUUGGAAGCAAGGGCAGAAUGGGGGGCGGGGAGGUGAUGGGGAGAGGUGCCCCCUCCCACGAAUUUAGUAAUUGAACUGAUUUUCUGGCGCCUUGGCCUCUGACAGUCCUUCCCCUCCACUUCCUCCUCCAGCUUCCCCAUGAGAGGCUUGGAAAGGGUGACUGUGGCUCAGGCGGGUGUCAGUCACUGGGCGAGGGGGGCACCAGGGCGAAUCCUCCCCCCCCCCCCACACGCACACAGCCCGGGGAAAAACCAGGCCUGUCUAAAUAGAGGCAUGUUGGGUAAACAGCAGAGGAGGAGGUGGGGUUACGGAGCAUGUGCAGAGAGCAGCAGGUAACUGGCCAGAGGGCAGGAAUACCUUCAGGGGGGACACCUGAGUGGCUUUUUAGGGGUGGGACUCCUAUCAGGUAGGGUUCCUUCUGGGAGAUCAGGGUUUCCUUCAUGUGCAGUUGGAAGAACUGGGCGAUCUUUUUUGGGGGGUGGCAGGUGGCAAAGGAGACCCGAGCAAGCAGCUGGCAUGUAGUUUGGGGUCUGUUUUUGGAGGGGCUUGCCACCCCACUGCAGAGGGUGCUGGGUUCCUCAGGCUUAGAUUGUGCCUGCUGCAAAAGGAGAUCUGGGCUGGUUUCUCCUCUCAAUUCUGUGGGACGGUGGGUCUGGGGCGCUCCCUCCUCCUGAAUGGGGCAACUGUGCCCCUGAAAGACCAGGUGCGCAGCCUGGGAGGCGUUUUGGACUCUCAGCUGUCCAUGGAGGCGCAGGUCAAUUCUGUGUCCAGGGCAGCUGUUUAUCAGCUCCAUCUGGUACGCAGGAUGAGACCCUCCCUGCCUGCCUGUGUACUGUCUGGCCAGAGUGGUGCAUGCUCUAGCUAUCUCCCGCUUGGACUACUGCAAUGUGCUCUACCUGGGGCUACCUUUGAAUCCAGAAUAUGGCAGCUGGACUGGUGACUGGGAGCGGCCGCCGAGACCACAUAACCCCGGUCUUGAAAGACCUGCAUUGGCUCCCAGUCCAUUUCCAAGCACAAUUUGAAGUGUUGGUGUUGACCUUGAAAGCCCCAAAUGGCCUCUGUCGAGUAGACCUGAAGGAGUGUCUCCACCCCCAUCCUUCAGCCUGGAUGCUGAGGUCCAGCUCCAAGGGCCUUCUGGCGGUUCCCUCCCUGCGAGAAGCGAGGUUACAGCGAACCAGGCAGAGGGCCUUCUCGGUGGUGGCGCCCUCCCUGUGGAACGCCCUCCCACCAGAUGUCAAGGAAAUAGACAACUAUCUUACUUUUAGAAGACACCUGAAGGCAGCCCUGUUUAGGGAAGUUUUUAAUGUUUGAUGUUUUAUCGUGUUUUUAAUAUUCUGUUGGGAGUUGCCCAGAGUGGCUGGGGGAACCCAGCCAGAUGAGUGGGGCAUAAAUGAAUGAAUGUAUGUAAUAAGAAUUACUAGUACUACAACUACUGUAGGGGGGUGGCCACUGUGGCUCCCCCUGCCCUCCACUCUCCGGAGAGACUACCCCUGUUUCUCCUCUGCUCCUUUAGGUGCUGCUGGGCAUCUUCUUCAACGUCCACUCAGCGGUCCUCAUCGAGGACGUCCCCACCAACGAAGAUGACUUCACGUGAGUAGGGCAGGGUGGGGUCCUUCUUUUCCUGUGGGGCGGUGGGCAGCAGUGGCAGCAGCCUUGUGGCUGGCAAGGGGGGAGGAUCAGCCAGGAAGGAGGGAAGGAGAACUUGUUCCCAUCUCCCACCCACCUACCCACACCUGGUGGGUGCCAAACAUACACAACCCCCCCCCCCCGCCACUGCCUUGGGUUAGCUGCUGCUCCAGGAGGGAAAGGGGGUUGUGAAGUGGGAUUCUGGAGGAACUGUGGGGCAGGGCUGGGUGUGUGUGUGUGUGUGUCCUGUGAGAGCUGGGAACCUGACCACCCUCUUCCUCUCUCUCUGCCCCCCAGAGGUGGUCCAGACAAGAUUUACGCCCUGUAUGAACAAGUCAGCUACAACUGCUUCAUUGCGGCCGGCCUCUACGUCCUCCUGGGGGGCUUCUCCUUCUGCCAAGUGCGCCUCAACAAACGGAAGGAGUACAUGGUCCGCUAA